Molecule: messenger RNA, 1134 nt
Organism: Sciurus carolinensis (gray squirrel)
Lineage: Eukaryota; Metazoa; Chordata; Mammalia; Rodentia; Sciuridae
Gene: Tbata
Product: thymus, brain and testes associated
Exons: 9
Source: RefSeq, a predicted model, not a curated record
AUGGCUACCGAGGUGAGGUCUCUGGAUGAACAUCUGCCGAUGAGUCCAAAGGCUGAGCCAAAACUUGAGAAGAAGCCGAGGCACUGGCCACAGAAAGAGUCGGUGGUCCCAGGCAUUGUGGAUCUGGAGCUGAUCCAGGAGGUGCCGAGGAGCCCCAAGCCUGAUCCCUCUGGCACCUACCGCUUCGGCCGUCUCAGCCACCACUCCUUCUUCACCCGGAACCACCCCCACCCCCAUCAGGUGACCCACAUGCAAGAUCUCACUGGGAAGCCCAUCUGCAUCGUCAGGAACAAGUUCUCUCCCUUGCCUCAUUCCUCAUUCUCAUCCCACUGUCUGAUGGUGAUGCCCACCAUCUCCGUCCCCAUUGGGGACCCACAGUUCAAUCGGAACCCCCGGCUUUCUUAUGAGGCCUGGAAGAAGGAGUUGAAGGAGCUGACUUCAAGGGUGGCCAUGUUCACCAAGGAGACAGAGCAGAAGGACAAAGAGCAGAAGGAGGAGCCCCCGAGGGAGCAGGGAGCAAGGUACUCGGCGGAGACUGGCAGGCUCAUCCCGGCUUCCGCGCAGGCUCUCAGUCGCCGCAGCUCCCACCAGGGCCAGCGGAGCCACCUUUCCAGCAGAGAUAGAGGUGUCCAGCCCUCUGUCCUGCAGGACCAGGAGCUGCUGAUCCUGGAACUGCUUUGCCAGAUUCUUCAGACGGAUUCGUUGAGUGCCAUCCAGUUCUGGCUGCUGUAUGCUACCCCCACGGAGAAGGACCUGGUUCUGGGACUCCUGCAGACGGCGGUGUCUCAGCUUCUCCCCCAACCCUUAGCCUCCAUUCCAGCAGAAAAACUUUUGAACCAGCUUCACAAAGUCCAAGAAGCACCUCAAGAGAAGCGGCCACCAUCCUCCAGUCAAUUCCUGAAGAAGACGAGAACAUCGCCUCUACCAACAAAGGAAAAACCAGAGUACAUUGGAAAAGCACAAGUCCUCCGGCUGCAUCCGUGAGAGGACACAGAGGAGACGGCGUCCAGGCCGAAGGCAGAGAGCCGCGGGGCCUCCGGCUGCACCAGACAGCUCUGCCGUUCUGGUCCAAGCGCGGCCCCCCGCGUCCAGCCCCCACGCCUCCUCAGCAGCCCCGGCUUUCCUACCAUAUAA